AUUAAAGUGUUUAUUUUGUAAGUGGAUGUGAUUAAUAAAAGGGACGAGGAUGAGCUGUAACAAUGUGCCCUCUAAAGUGGACGUGAUGGGAUGGAACCAGCAGAGUCUCGCUGACUACAUGAGGAAGCUCAAGUUAUCUGGUUGUGACAAAUUAGUGAUGAGGAGCAGCAUAACUGGAGCACAUUUCUUGCAAAUGGCAUCGUGUGAGCUCCAAGUGUUCCCCAGCCUUUAUGUCCCAAUAAUAUCUAAGAUCCAGAGUGACAUCAACAAGGGGGAACAGAAGAGGGCUUUUGGUCAAAAAUCAAAAGCACAAAAGUACCCAAAGCAAGUCUUACCUGCACAACAGGAAGAAGUUUGGGACUCCAAUGAGUUUGACAAUGACAGUGAUCCUGACAAUGGAGGCGGUGUCCAGGAAGAGGACGGCUACAUCUGUGCUCUGAGUGAGCCUCAAGACGCAGACGACACGUACGAGGAGAGCUACGAGGCGCCGCCCUCUGUAGACACACUGAAGCCCCCCCCACCUCCCAGAGUGCAGCACAGUCACAACACAGAUGCUGUUCCAGAGCCGAUCCCUGCUGAAAGGAAGUCAAAGGCUGCAUACCCUCGGACCACAAGCAACAGCCAUAUUCCUCAAAGACCUGUCAAUGCGCUACCCCCCCAACCCAAUCUACCUGUGGACAGGAGCAAGAAGCCCUCCCAGACCGACGUUGCAAAAUCAAAGGGCAGUGCUGUCAAGGCUCCCGACUCAUUGACAGGCAGGAUCCCAAAACCCAGAAUCCCCAGAGCUACAGAUGUGUUCAACAGAAUAAGUAAACGCUCUCAAGUUCCUUCAGCGCCCACACAGCCUGCUCCGGUUAAAUCAAUUCAAGAACCAACAAAGUGCAUUGAGGGUUUGGAUCCCAGUUGGUAUGGAGGGCAGGUGACCAGACGUGAAGCUAAAGCUGCUCUCAGAGAGAUGAACAAGGACGGAGCGUUUGUGGUGAGGGACAGCUCACAGGGCGCACUUGAGCAGCCUUACACCCUGAUGCUGCUGAAACAAGGCAAGGUUUACAACAUUAUGAUCCGUAACCAAGGCAACUCCUACUCCCUGGGCACCGGCCUCAAAACCACCAAGAGUUUCCCCGGGGUGAAGGAGAUGAUUAUCCAUCACACACACACCCCUCUGCUGCUCAUUGAUGCCACAGCCCGGAGCUCUGAAGCACAGAACCAGUGCUGUCUGCUGCACCCUGCGGGACUCUGACCACCACCAACCUAAUGGGGCUGUUUACUUUGGUUUCUGUAUGCUAAUGUGAUGAAUCAACAACCCAAAACAAAUGUCACCAUUUUCACAACCACCAAGGUCAUUGUUAUGCAAUUCCUCUUUUGUAACUUGUUUUGCAUUUUGACUAAGCAGAACGGGGAAAAAGGGAAUAUUACAACAUGGCUGGUGGUUUGUAUAUUUUAUUAAACCAUGUUUUCCCAGACA
Molecule: messenger RNA, 1465 nt
Organism: Trematomus bernacchii (emerald rockcod)
Lineage: Eukaryota; Metazoa; Chordata; Actinopteri; Perciformes; Nototheniidae
Gene: lcp2b
Product: lymphocyte cytosolic protein 2b
Exons: 14
Coding region: 50-1240 (396 amino acids)
Biological process (GO): cell surface receptor protein tyrosine kinase signaling pathway; intracellular signal transduction
Source: RefSeq, a predicted model, not a curated record